UCCAUAAUUAUUAAAAAAAAAUAAAAAAAUUUAUCGUACCCAGUCCAAAACAUGUUGGCCGCGCUACAACCCCCACCCUUCUCUUUUAUAAGCACACUCAUUCGUCUUCACUCGCCAUCCUUAUCGGCGACAGCGACCGUUUCGCAGCUUCAUUUCUAUUUCCACUCUCCCCGUAGAUCUUUCCGUACUGGCACUGCUAUGGCUGCUGGAAGUCACAACGACGUCGCCGGUCGGGAUCAACUCGUCGGAAACUGGUUCUCGGUGCCUGACCUCCGGCUUCGUGACCACCGAUUCACUGUUCCUCUUGACUACUCACGCAGGGAUUCCUCUCCUAAAAUCUCUGUCUUCGCUCGCGAAGUGGUUGCAGCUGGGAAAGAAGAGCAGCCGUUGCCAUACUUGUUAUUCCUACAAGGUGGACCUGGAUUUGAGAGUCCGCGGCCAACUGAAGCCAGUGGUUGGAUACAGAAAGCAUGUGAAGACUAUCGUGUUGUAUUGAUGGAUCAGCGAGGUACAGGGUUGUCAACUCCUUUGACAUCUUCAUCCAUGUUACAAUUGAAGUCUGCUGAAGAUUUGGUUGAUUACGUAAAACACUUUCGAGCUGACAGUAUAGUAUAUGAUGCUGAAUUUAUACGAGUUCGCCUUGUUCCUGAUGCUGGACCUUGGACAGUUUUGGGUCAGAGCUAUGGUGGCUUUUGUGCGGUGACCUAUUUGUGCUUUGCACAAGAGGGACUUAAACAAGUCCUCCUAACUGGAGGGAUCCCUCCAAUUGGAAGUCAUUGCACCGCAGAUGCAGUGUACCAAGCGUGCUAUGAACAGAUUAAACUUCAGAAUGAGAAGUACUACCAGAGGUACCCUGAGGAUAUUAAGAUUGUUCAAGAAGUUGUCAAAUAUUUGUCAGAGUCUGAAGGAGGAGGGGUUGAUCUUCCAUCUGGGGGCAUCUUAACCCCGAGAGGCCUGCAAACUCUUGGUCUCUCAUGUUUAGGCUCCUCUGCUGGUUUUGAGCGUUUGCACUACAUGUUUGAGACAGUCUGGGAUCCUGUAUUAGUUCCAGGAGCACCGAAACGAAUCAGUUGCAACUUCUUGGACAGUUUUGAGAAGUCCAAUGCUUUCAAGACAAAUCCACUCUAUGCUCUUUUGCAUGAAUCCAUAUACUGUGAGGGUGCUUCGUCCCGGUGGUCUGCUCACAGGAUACGGGCUGACCAUGACAGCAAAUUCGAUGCAAUCAGGGCUGCUAAAGAAUCUCGUCCUGUACUUUUCACUGGAGAGAUGAUCUUCCCUUGGAUGUUUGAUGAGUUUCAUGCCUUAAAGAAACUAAAAGAUGCUGCUCAUAUACUAGCCGAGAAGGAGGAUUGGCCUCCAUUAUACAACAUCAAUGCGCUACAUAAUAACAAGGUUCCAGUUGCAGCUGCUGUUUAUUACGAUGAUAUGUAUGUUAACUUCAAGCUGGCCAUGCAAACAGCUUCUCAGAUAGCUGGGAUUCGGUUGUGGAUAAAUAAUGAGUUCAUGCAUUCUGGUCUGCGAGACUCAGGAAGCCGGGUUUUUUCUUAUUUGAUGGGUUUGCUUAAUGGAAAGAAGCCUUUGUUUUGAUUUUAUUUAAAUUUCAGCUCCCACUUAUUUUAAAUGUUCUCCUUUGUCAUUUAUUUGUUUUCUUUUAAAUAUAUAUAUUUUCAUGAUUCA
This is a messenger RNA of Humulus lupulus (European hop), 1677 nucleotides long. RefSeq lists its product as uncharacterized. The transcript is spliced from 10 exons. The coding region runs from base 52 to 1587 and encodes 511 amino acids. Gene Ontology annotation, biological process: proteolysis. The record is from RefSeq and is a predicted model, not a curated record. Lineage: Eukaryota; Viridiplantae; Streptophyta; Magnoliopsida; Rosales; Cannabaceae. Gene Ontology annotation, molecular function: peptidase activity.